Messenger RNA from Aureobasidium uvarum, 2199 nucleotides. Lineage: Eukaryota; Fungi; Ascomycota; Dothideomycetes; Dothideales; Saccotheciaceae. The record is from the annotation of a GenBank genome assembly.
AUGCUUGGUCUUGCAACUGUUAUCCUUGCUGGCGCUGGCGUAGUCAGUGCCAGAAGGCUGCCUCAUGUCGCUCCACGCCAGUUCAACAACGAUACCGCUUUAUCCUCCUCUCUUCCCUCUUACCAAGCGUAUAUCAAUGCCACUCGCAAUGACAACUCACCGGUCGCCUUGCACAUUGAUACGGUCGACUGCAGUAAUCGUAAUGCCACUUCUCCCUACCUCUAUGGCAUCAUGCAUGAGGACAUUAACCACUCUGGAGAUGGUGGAAUCUACGCAGAAAUGAUUGCCAACCGUGCUUUCCAAGCCUANGGGUCCAACGCAAUCGUCUCGACACUCGAUGGCUAUGUUGGUACGUAUGUGACUGACUCCGAGAACCCAAUCGUUCCGUUCGAUCCUGUCAUGACCGCGUGGGCACCCAUCGGUCAGGGUGUCCGCAUGACUCUCGAUAUCCUUCACCCUCUCUCGGAUGCUUUGGAGACUUCUCUACAGAUCGACUUUCCUCUCAAUGCCACUGGAGAAGUCGGAUUCCAGAAUUUCGGUUGGUGGGGCUUCGAUGUCCGUCCCCAGCAAUACAACGCCUCGCUGUUCUACCUGAACAACUACCCUCGUAACACUCAGGGCAACGCGAGUGAUAUCACUGUAUCCUUGCGCUCAAACGUUACUGGUGAGACCUGGGCAAGCUCGACCUUCAAGAACGUCACACCCACCUAUAUCGAUUUCAAGCAGCUUGAAACUACUUUGCAUCCUAAUGCAACUGCUCCUGAUGCCAACAACACUUUUGCCAUCACCUUUGAUGGUGCUCAAGUUGCUGGACAGACCUUCUACUUCAACCUGGUCUCGGUGUUCCCCGAGACCUUCAAAGGCUACAAGAACGGUCUUCGUCCUGACAUCGCUCAAGGUUUCUACGACCUCAAUCCUCAAUUCUUGAGAUUCCCUGGUGGUAACAAUCUUGAGGGCUUUAGUCCUGCCCAGAGAUGGAAAUGGUGGGAGACUCUUGGUCCGCUGCAGGACCGCCCUGGUCGUGUUGGUGACUGGAAUUACUACAAUACUCAAGGUCUUGGUUUGCUUGAAUACCUGGAAUGGACCGAAGCCAUGGACAUCGAGCCCGUCCUAGCUGUAUACUCUGGCUUCUCUCUCGAUGUCUACGGACAGAACGGUGCUUCCUAUCCUCCUGAGCAGAUGCCUGAAAUUUUGCAAGAAGCCUUGGACGAGCUCGAGUAUUGUAUGGGCGAUAACUCUACCAAAUGGGGUGCUAGACGUGUUGCCGACGGACACCCUGAGCCUUUCAAGAUCAAUUUUGUCGAGAUUGGCAAUGAAGAUUGGUUCAGCGUUACCUACCCUUAUCGCUUCCAGAUCAUGUAUGAUGGCUUGAAGAAGGCAUACCCUGACAUCACCUAUAUCAGCACUGCCUUCAACGAGAAUGCCGCUAACUACAACAUCUCCAUUCCGGAUGGAAAUAUGUGGGACUGGCACGGGUACCAGGAACCCUCUUGGUUCUUGACCAACUUCGAUCUGUGGGACAAUUGGCAGCAGGAAACAAACAACACCAACGUCACUGUCCUGUUGGGUGAAUACUCGGUCAUCCAGAUUGACACACCUUCUGGCGUCGUCAACUACUCUUACCCUCUUGAUGUCCAUGUUCAGUACCCUCGUCUCCUCUCUGCCAUUGCUGAGGGUGUCUAUGCACUCGGUGCCGAGCGCAAUCCUCACACUGUCAAGAUGUCCUCAUACGCACCUUCACUCCAGAACCGCAACUUCACCAACUGGACUCCCGACAUGAUUUCGUAUGAUGCUCUGCAUGACAACACAGUGCUGAGUGCUAGUUACUGGCAACAGUGGCUGUUCGCCCACUACCGCGGUACCGAGACAUUGCCUGUCACUGCCACGGAAGGACAGAUCAACCCUCUUUACUGGGCAGCCAGCAUUGACGAGGAAAAGAACGCUGUCUACCUCAAGGUGAUCAACACCUUGAACUCCACUGUACCUCUGAGCGUCAACAUUCCCUCGGCUUACUCAGGCGUCAACGGUACCUCUAUCACUGCUAGCGACCUCAACUCGUACAAUUAUGUCGGCAACAAGACCGAGGUUGUGCCUCGUCCUGCUGAAGUUGAAUCGACCGCAAGCUCGGAGAAUGGUUCUGCUUGGUCUUGGGAUGUGCCCAAGUACAGUAUUACUGUUUUGCAGUUCGACCUGUGUUAG